UUCAUUCGCCAUCUCCGUCCACCAAGUUUUCUAAGCGGGCCACGCCAUUGUUCAAGCAACCUAUUCCUUCAAAAUUGUCUCCUCUUUAUUCUUCUCACCAAUACGCUCAUGAACAAUCUGCAAGCUCAUCUCACUGCUUAUCUCGGGUAUUAAUGCUGCGAAAAUUGUUGUAAAGUGAAGUUGUAAGGGGGCUAAGAGUCGGGCUCUUGGUCCCCUGCAAAUAUGGAGAUUUGAGUGAAGUUAUUUCGAUUCAGAGAAAAUGAGUUGUAGACUAGAGAGUUCAUUUAUUGGCUUCCCACUCAAGCGUGAUUUGAAUGGGAAGAAAAGGGGGAGUUUUGGCUAUAGGAGUGUAGUAAGGAUACCGAAAAGGGAUACUUACAAAUUUAAAUGUUCCAAGAAAGAUGACUGGAUAUCUCGGGGGGUCAACUUUACACAUUAUUUUGGGAGAAACGUUCAGUUGUUAUGGAAGAAUUUUGCCCUGAGAAGUGGGGGAUUGAUGUAUUCUGUUAAAGAGCCUUUGGUUCUAAGUAAGAGCUUGGUGAAAUCUAUGGUUCCGAUAUGGCAAGAGAGAUUACUUCUCCUUCGAUCUCCUGCCUUUUAUUUUGUGGUAUCUGGAUUUUUUUUAUUGUUCUGGUAUAGUCUGAGGAAAGCCAAGAGUUAUGCUGAAACCAAGCUUUUGCCUUCUGUUUGCGCAUCAUUGAGUGAUUAUAUUCAGCGUGAUAUAGACUUGGGUAAGGUGCGGGGAAUUUCACCUUUAAGCAUUACUCUGGAGUCAUGCUCGAUUGGGCCUCAUAGCGAAGAGUUUUCUUGUGGGGAGGUUCCAUCCGUCAAGAUACGCAUUCUGCCAUUUGCUAGUUUGAGGAAUAGAAAGAUUGUGAUUGAUGCAGUCUUAUCAAAUCCAAGUGUUUUGGUAGCACAAAAAAAGGAUUUUACUUUCUUGGGGAUACCCUUUUCUGAAGGCAGUCUGCAGAGGCAUUUGUCUGAUGAAGAAGGAAUUGACUACCGUACAAAAACUAGGAGGAUUGCCAGAGAGGAAUCUGCUGCUCGCUGGGCUAGGGAGAGAGACAAUGCUGCUAGGGAAGCAGCAGAGGAGGGCUAUGUUGUUCGGGAAUGGAUUUCUUAUUUGUUAGAGGGUGACUUCACCAAGGAUGGUGUUGAUCCUCUGGAAAAAUUGGCCACCACAGAGUCAUUCUUUUGUAUGGAUGAGAGACUGCACUGGAGAGCUCGGCAUUCUGUGGACACCGGAGGGGAAUAUGAUAUGAAACAUGCAGAUCUAGAGAAAGCAUUUGGUGUCAAAAUUCCUCCUUCAGGGGCUACAUUUUGGUCUAGAAUUAUACCACCUGCCGUAAAGCAUAAGUUCAAGAAGGCCAAUGGAAAAGAGUUAUCUGCAGCUAGUGUUGCAGCUAAAAGAAGAAUUUUAGAGCGUAGUGCAUCAGCAGCUCGCAUAUAUUUUCAAGCUCUAUCUAAUGGGAACUGCGGAAACUGUACUCAAUCUUCUGGAAUUUUUGAAUCAAAAAGUGAUGUGAGCUCUCUGGUAAAAGGUGAUGGGGGUACAACUGCUGUGUCUGAAGAAGGUGUAACCUCAGCGGAUUAUGCUGAAGGGAUCAAAGCUGCUGAUAACACAAAAUUUGAAUUGUUCAUGCAUGAUUCGAUGAGUAAGGAACUCAGGCAAAACUUGAAAAGUGAAGAUAUCUGUGGGAAAGUUCUUGGUGGUUAUCUUUUGCUUGGAGAAAAACUUGACAGUGGUUGCAUUGGUAGUAUAAGGAUCUUGCGUGAUCCUUUUCUUUUUACAUUGAGUAGACUGUGUAAGACUACAAAUCUUAGUGAAAAGUUAUCAGUGAUGGAUGUUACCAAAUUGAGAGAGGCAAGCAUGCGUGAUAUAAAUUGUGAAGAAUUAGGAGUUCAUAUCAUAAAUAGAGAUUCUAGUGCAGUUUGGGAAUCUAACUGGUCUACUGACUUGGUGCAGGAGUCUCAUUCUGGACCUUUGGGUAGUCAAGGAGACCAAGAGGUUGGGCUGUUCAGCCUAAAAUCAGUACUGAACAACAUGAGAGAGGCUGUGUGUCUUUUGAUUACUAAUCCUCUGAAUAUGCUGAAUUUGGAGAUGACUCCAAGAAUGGAGGAUAUUUCUGAGCUUGCUGAAGAUGUUGAAGAAGAUGUGGUAGGCAUAGAAAAAUCAAAUCCUGUAAUUCUGGAUUCUGUUCAUUUCAGGGGCGGUACCCUAAUGCUGCUUGCAUACGGUGACACAGAGCCCAGAGAGAUGGAAAAUGCCACUGGGCAUGUCAAGUUCCAGAAUCACUAUGAUCGUGUGCAUGUACAAGUCGGUGGUGGGUGUAAGAUGUGGAGGUCAGAGAUGACAUCUGAAGAUGGUGGCUGGUUGUCAUCUGAUGUUUAUGUUGAUAUACCUGAGCAGAAAUGGCAUGCAAAUUUGAAACUUGUGAACUUCUUUAUUCCGCUUUUUGAGAGAAUACUGGAAAUUCCAAUCACAUGGUCCGAGGGAAGAGCCAGCGGUGAGGUUCACAUAUGCAUGUCAAGAGGAGAGAAUUUUCCUAAUCUUCAUGGGCAGCUUGAUGUAACUAAGUUGGCAUUUCAGAUAUAUGAUUCUCCAUCAUGGUUUUCGGACAUGUCUGCAAACUUAUGCUUUCGUGCUCAACGUAUAUUUUUACAAAACACUAGUGGUUGGUUUGGAGAUGUUCCUUUAGAAGCUUCUGGAGACUUUGGCAUUGACCCAGAGGAAGGAGAGUUCCACCUUAUGUGUCGGGUCCCUUCUGUUGAAGUAAAUGCAUUGAUGAAAACUUUGAAAAUGAGGCCUUUAUUGUUUCCGAUAGCUGGUUCAGUAACAGCCGCAUUCAAUUGUCAAGGUCCCUUAGACACACCAAUUUUUGUGGGGAGCGCAGUUUCUAGAAAAAUAGCUCAUUUGGCCAAUGAACUUCCUGUAUCAAUUGCAUAUGAGACAGUGAUUAAGAAUAAAGAGGCUGGUGCUGUUGCUGCAAUGGAUUGUGUUCCAUUCUCCUACAUCUCAGCCAAUUUUACUUUUAACACUGACAACUGUGUUGCUGACUUGUAUGGAAUCAGAGCUAGCCUUGUUGAUGGGGGUGAAAUCUGUGGGGCAGGGAAUGCAUGGAUUUGCCCAGAGGGUGAGAUCGAUGAUACAGCGAUGGAUUUAAACUUUUCGGGCAGUUUAAGUUUUGAUAAUAUCAUGGAUCGCUAUGUCCCUGAUUUCUUUCAAGUGAUGCCCCUUCAAUUAGGUGUUUUGAAUGGGGAAACAAAGCUUUCUGGGUCUUUAUUGAAACCACGGUUUGAUAUCAAAUGGAAUGCACCUAAAGCUGAAGGAUCACUCACUGAUGCUCGUGGAGAUAUCAUACUUACACAUGAUUACAUAACUAUCAAUUCCUCAUCAAUAGCUUUUGAAUUGUAUUCAAAAGUUUUGACAUCUUAUCCUGACAAAUACUGGUUGAUUCCCAGAGAUUCUUAUGAGAAGACUGCCCUGCCUUUUGUUGUUGACGGACUGGAAUUAGAUUUACGAAUGCGCAAUUUCGAAUUUUUCAGUUCAGUCUCUUCUUAUGCUUUUGACUCACCUAGGCCUGUGCAUCUGAAAGCAACCGGAAGGAUUAAGUUUCGAGGAAAAGUUGUCAACAGGUUGAUUGCUACUGAUGAGCAAGUCUUGCAUUCCGAUAUGAAGUCAGAAUAUGCUGUAAUUAAGGGUAACAAUGGUUCACAUAUUCUUUCUGGUGAUGUUUCAAUUUCGGGUCUCAAGCUCAAUCAGUUAAUGCUGGCACCUCAGUUAGCUGGAGUGUUGAGCAUGACACAUGAGGGUUUGAAGUUGGAUGCCACAGGUAGGCCAGACGAAAGUCUUGCAGUGGAGAUCAUAGGGCCUUUUCAGCCACUUUCUGAAGAAAAUAUUAUUGGGAAAUUGUUCUCUUUUUCCCUCCAGAAGGGGCACCUGAAAGCUAAUGUGUGCUACCAACCACUGCAUUCAGCUAAUCUGGAGAUACGGAAUCUGCCUUUGGAUGAGCUAGAGCUUGCUUCUUUGAGAGGAACAAUUCAAAGGGCAGAAGUUCAACUUAACUUUCAAAAACGAAGAGGUCAUGGUUUGCUGUCAGUUCUGCGACCAAAGUUCAGUGGCAUGUUGGGUGAAGCUCUUGAUGUGGCCGCUAGAUGGAGCGGGGAUGUAAUUACAAUUGAGAAAACUAUUUUAGAGCAGAGCAACAGCAAAUAUGAGCUUCAGGGUGAAUAUGUCUUGCCUGGCUCCCGAGAUUGGAACUCAUCUGGAAAGGAAGGAGGUAGUUUGUUUCAUAGAGCAAUGACUGGACAUCUGGGCAGUGUGAUAUCUUCCAUGGGUAGAUGGAGGAUGAGACUUGAGGUUCCAAAAGCAGAGAUUGCUGAGAUGCUUCCACUUGCACGGCUUCUCUCUCGAAGUCCGGACCCUGCCGUUCAAUCUAGAUCAAAGGAUCUUUUUAUCCAAAGUUUGCAAUCAAUGGGACUAUAUGCAGAAAGCCUUCAAAAGCUGCUUGAGGAAAUUCGUGUUCUUUUUACCCCCUUGGAUGAAGUUGUCCUUGAGGACUUCAAUCUUCCAGGUUUGGCUGAACUUAAGGGUUGUUGGCAUGGGUCUUUGGAUGCAAGCGGAGGAGGCAAUGGAGACACAAUGGCAGAUUUUGACUUUCAUGGCGAAGAAUGGGAGUGGGGGACCUAUAAGACCCAGCGAGUUCUAGCAGCUGGUGCAUACAGCAAUGAUGAUGGUUUGCGGCUAGAGAGAAUCCUUAUACAGAGGGAUAAUGCCACAAUACAUGCAGAUGGGACUUUGCUGGGGCCAAAGACCAAUUUGCAUUUUGCUGUUCUGAACUUUCCUGUUAGUUUGGUUCCUACAUUGGUUCAGGUCAUUGAAACUACAGCCACUGAAGCUGUUCAUUCUCUGCGACAGUUUUUAGCACCAAUAAAGGGCAUAUUGCAUAUGGAAGGGGAUCUUAGGGGCAGUCUUGCUAAACCAGAAUGUGAUGUGCAAGUAAGGCUUCUUGAUGGCACCAUUGGUGGAAUUGAUCUUGGGCGAGCUGAAAUUGUUGCUUCCUUAACUCCUACAUGUCGUUUCCUGUUCAAUGCUAAUUUUGAACCAACCAUUCAAAAUGGUCAUGUCCACAUUCAAGGAAGUAUUCCUGUAACCUUUGUCCAGAAUAAUGUUUUGGAAGAAGAUAAUACAGAAUCAGAUAAAAAUGAAGUGGUGUGGAAGCGUAGUUGGGGCACAGGUAGGAGUAAAGGGCCUACAGAUGAAGGUAGUGAUAGAAGAGGGCCUAGAGAGAGAAAUGAAGAAGGUUGGGAUAUUCAGAUGACAGAGAACCUCAAAGAUUUGAACUGGAAUGUACUGGAUACAGGAGAAGUAAGGAUAGAUGCUGAUAUCAAAGAUGCUGGCAUGAUGUUGUUGACUGCAUUAUCUCCUUAUGCCAACUGGUUACAAGGCAGUGCUGAAGUUAUGCUUCAGGUACGUGGAACAGUUGAACAACCAGUACUCGAUGGAUCUGCAUCUUUUCACAGGGCAACUAUAUCUUCACCUGUACUUCGAAAACCUCUUACCAACUUUGGUGGUUCUGUUCUCGUGAACUCAAAUAGACUGCGCAUCAGUUCAAUGGAGGGCAGGGUAAACAGAAAAGGGAAACUGUCUGUGAAGGGUAAUUUGCCGCUCAGAACAGGUGAAGCAUCUUCUGGCGAUAAAAUUGACCUAAAAUGUGAAGUCUUGGAAGUACGGGCAAAGAAUAUCUUUAGUGGCCAGGUUGAUACUCAAAUGCAAAUAAGGGGGUCUGUAUUGCAACCAAACAUUUCUGGAAAGAUUAAAUUGAGUCAUGGUGAAGCAUACCUACCCCAUGACAAGGGCAGUGGAACUACUCCUUUUAAUAGAGGCACAUCAGAUCACAGGACACCUCCUACUGAUGGUUUCGAUCAUUUGGUUGUCUCAAAGUAUGUUUCACACUUUCUCAAUCUAAAGCCUGCUGCCUCCAACAUUCAGUUUCAUCAAUCUUCAGGUAAACAUGCUGAAGCUGAUAAGGAAAUGGUGCAAAUAGACAGCAAUCCUAAAUUUGAUAUCCGCCUCUCUGAGUUGAAGCUUGUUCUUGGACCAGAGCUGAGGAUAGUUUAUCCUUUAAUCCUCAAUUUUGCUGUCAGUGGAGAGCUCGAGUUAAAUGGCAUUGCUCAUCCAAAAUGGAUAAAACCUAGAGGCAUUCUGACCUUUGAAAAUGGCAACGUGAACCUUGUUGCCACUCAGGCAAGGCUUAAGCGUGAUCAUCUAAACAUAGCGAAAUUUGAGCCUGAGAAUGGACUGGAUCCAAUGAUGGACUUAGCCCUGGUUGGUUCAGAGUGGCAAUUCAGGAUUCAAAGUAGAGCCAGCAAAUGGCAGGACAAAAUAGUUGUGACAUCAACACGCUCUGUGGAGCAAGAUGUCCUGUCACCCUACGAGGCUGCAAGAGUUUUCGAGAGUGAGUUAGCUGAAUCCAUCUUAGAAGGUGAUGGGCAGCUAGCUUUUAAGAAGCUUGCAACUGCAACACUGGAGACACUGAUGCCUAGAAUUGAAGGGAAGGGUGAAUUUGGACAUGCUAGAUGGAGGCUUGUUUAUGCACCUCAGAUUCCAAGCUUGCUGUCCGUUGAUCCCACUGUUGAUCCCCUUAAAUCUCUAGCCAGCAAUAUUUCAUUCGGCACUGAAGUCGAAGUACAACUGGGGAAGCGCCUUCAGGCAUCGGUGGUUAGACAGAUGAAGGAUUCGGAAAUGGCAAUGCAGUGGACUUUGAUCUACCAACUCACAAGCCGUCUGCGCCUACUGCUACAAUCUGCUCCCUACAAGCGUCUGCUUUUCGAGUAUUCAACUACAUCACAAGACUAGCCUAGCCAGCUAGAGUUUUGCAACGUGGUCGUCACAAUUACGUUUUAGGAGGGUAAGUUGUUCUGUAGAAAGUUAAACUGUAAAGAAAGAGAGAAUAGAUGAAAUUGUUAAUUCUCUUUUCAUUCAUUUCAAGAUUAAAUGAAAUGGGCAGUCAUAGACAGUGUAGAUGAUGUAAAACAAGUGUAAAUAGCUAGCUAGCAUCAUUUUUUUUGCUCCUUAAAAUGAAUGAGCAGAGCAUGUUUAUAAUUCUCCCUUAAAA
Molecule: messenger RNA, 7118 nt
Organism: Ipomoea nil (Japanese morning glory)
Lineage: Eukaryota; Viridiplantae; Streptophyta; Magnoliopsida; Solanales; Convolvulaceae
Exons: 24
Coding region: 260-6859 (2199 amino acids)
Biological process (GO): protein secretion
Cellular component (GO): plasma membrane
Source: RefSeq, a predicted model, not a curated record